This is a messenger RNA of Heteronotia binoei (common prickly gecko), 1601 nucleotides long. RefSeq names its product DnaJ heat shock protein family (Hsp40) member C3 (gene DNAJC3). Gene Ontology annotation, biological process: protein folding in endoplasmic reticulum. The record is from RefSeq and is a predicted model, not a curated record. Gene Ontology annotation, cellular component: endoplasmic reticulum. Gene Ontology annotation, molecular function: misfolded protein binding; protein-folding chaperone binding. Bases 39 to 1550 code for a protein of 503 amino acids. Lineage: Eukaryota; Metazoa; Chordata; Lepidosauria; Squamata; Gekkonidae. The transcript is spliced from 12 exons.
GAACUCUUUGGCGGGGCGGCACGUGCGUGGCAGCAGUCAUGGUGUCUCCUCGGGCCGGCGUGAAUAGGCUGGGCUCCGCGCUGCCCUUGCUGUUGGUGCUCUGGGAUCUACACUACGAGGGAGCAGAAUGCGGAAUAAAUGCAGAAGUGGAAAAGCAGCUCGAAAUGGGAAAGAAGCUGUUAGCCGCUGGGCAGCUGGCAGAUGCUUUGUCUCACUUCCAUGCCGCGAUAGAAGGGGACUCUGAUAACUACUUUGCCUAUUACAGAAGAGCCACAGUAUAUUUAGCCCUGGGCAAAUCUAAAGCUGCCAUUCGUGACUUAAGCAGGGUGGUUGAGUUAAAGCAGGAUUUCACAUCGGCAAGGCUACAAAGAGGACAGCUGCUUCUUAAGCAGGGCAAGUUUGAUGAAGCAGCAGAGGAUUUUAGAAAAGUGCUCCAGUCUAAUCCUAGUGAUAAGGAAGAAACAGAUGCUCGCUCCCAGCUGCUGAAGUCUGAUGAGAUGCAGCUCCUGUGUUCUCAAGCACAGUCUGCGUAUCACCAGGGGAAUUACUAUACCUCUAUCGGCUUCUUGGAUGAGAUUCUGGAUGUUUCUGUUUGGGCUGCAGAACUGCGUGAGCUUCGAGCAGAAUGCUACAUCAAGGAAGGAGAACCCGAGAAGGCCAUCAGUGAUUUAAAAGCUUCCUCCAAACUGAAGAGUGAUAAUACAGAAGCAUUCUAUAAGCUCAGCACUAUAUACUACCAGCUAGGGGACCAUGAGCUGUCUCUGAGUGAAGUUCGUGAGUGCCUGAAGCUCGACCAAGACCACAAGGAAUGCUUCUCUCAUUAUAAGCAAGUGAAGAAGCUAAACAAGCAGAUUAUGUCGGCAGAAGAACUAAUCCAAGAAGACAGGUACGAGGAUGCCAUUGAUAAAUACAAGACAGUGAUGAAAACGGAGCCCAACGUUCCUGCUUAUACCACACGUGCCAAAGAGAGAAUCUGCCACUGCCUCUCCAAGGACCAGCAGUCAGCGGAAGCCAUCAAGCUCUGCACUGAAGUUCUGCAACUGGAACGAGACAACGUGAACGUCCUCAAAGCCAGAGCUGAAGCAUAUUUGUUGGAAGAGCAGUACGAGGAAGCUAUUCGGGACUUCGAAGCGGCAAAAGAGCACAACGACAAUGAUCAAGAGAUCCUGGAAGGCCUGGAGAGAGCCCAGAGGAUGCUGAAGCAGUCUCAGAAGAGAGAUUACUACAAAAUCUUAGGCGUGAAAAGGAACGCCAGGAAACAAGAAAUUGUAAAAGCGUAUAGAAAGCUAGCAAUGCAGUGGCACCCAGAUAACUUCCAGGAUGAAGAAGAGAAGAAGAAAGCGGAGAAAAAAUUCAUUGACAUAGCAGCGGCCAAAGAAGUCCUCACUGAUCCAGAAAUGCGGCGGAAGUUUGACGCAGGAGAAGACCCCCUGGACGCGGAAAGCCAGCAAGGCGGAGGAAACCCUUUCCACAGAGGAUGGAAUUCCUGGCAGGGGUUUGACCCCUUCAGUUCUGGAGGACCUUUUAAAUUUAAGUUCCACUUCAGUUAGAAAACUUCCCUCUCUCCCUUCCCGCUUUGCUUCUAUGAGUUUGAUUUUAUU